Messenger RNA from Caenorhabditis bovis, 2622 nucleotides. NCBI's taxonomy places the organism in Eukaryota, Metazoa, Nematoda, Chromadorea, Rhabditida, Rhabditidae. The record is from the annotation of a GenBank genome assembly.
AUGUGCACCGAAGAUUUGCCGUUGUUUGAUUUGGAGAACAACCGAACGCAGUUCUUCUUCGAUCAGCUCAUCGCAUUCAAUCAAGUCUAUACCGUUCUCCAUCGAUACUUAUGCAUUUUCGUAUGCUUCUUCGGCGUCCUUCUCAAUUGUCUUCAUUUCUACGUGUUGAUGCAAAAAGCGAUGCGGGUUUAUAUUAUCAACGCCCUUUUGUGCGCCAUGUCAAUUUGUGAUAUCAUUACAAUGGCAUCCUAUUUUGUGUAUAUUCUCCGAUUUCGAAUAUUCGAUUCUUCGAAUGUCAUCGGAUACACUUAUCCUUGGCUGAUAUUUCUCAUAACUCAUGUUACUUCGUCCAUCGCACUCCACACAACUUCAUUGUACCUUUCUGUCAUAAUGGCUUACAUCCGAUGGACUGCAUUGGAUCGACUAGACGCCAAAUGGAUCAAUCACGGAGCCUUAAAGAGAAUCUUCAUUCUAACUGCUCUGAUUGUGUCGAUUAUUUCAAUUCCGACGGUCAUGGUCCAUAAAAUUGUGACCGUCAAGGAUAUAUUGCAUAUUAAUGACACAAAUUCUCAGCUCGAUGGAUUGUACACAGUAACAUUAGAUGAGACAAAAAUAAACGGGUGUGCACUUUUCCGGCUCAACUUAUGGAUUACUGGUAUCAUGUUCAAGGCACUUCCAUGCAUUUUGAUUCUUUGGUUCACAAUUGCUCUAAUUUAUAAAUUAUGCGAGAUGAGCGAGAAGCGAAAGCUGCUGCGCGGCGAGAAUAAUCGAAAAGCUGAGUAUCCGCUGGUCGCACCUGCACUUAAUCCAACAUCUUCCGCUAGGGAUGAGCAAAAAAACCGCAAAAUUUCGCAUGCUGUUUCAAUUGACCGAACGACGCUGAUGCUCAUUAUCAUGCUCGUUGUUUUUCUAUGCACCGAACUUCCUCAAGGUCUUCUUGCAAUUUUGUCGGCAAUUUAUCCAACGCACGUUCACACGAUGAUUUACGUGAAUGUUGGAGAAGUGCUCGAUUUGUUAUCCUUGAUCAAUUGUCUGACCUCGUUCGUCGUCUACUGCGUGAUGAGUACAACGUACCGCGCGACAGUUAACAAAAUGACGAAGGGUAAAGAAGAUGAAUUCGACGACGAACCUCAUUUUGGGGGCAGAACAACGUCUUUCAGCGAUAAUGAUCUGGCGAAUGGUUUAAUCAAUUCUGACGACAAUAUCGAUGAUCUUGGUUUUACGACAGAUGGUGAACAAAAUCGCCAUUCAACAGACAAACGGUUAAAGAACAAACGGUACAAUGAAAUUCUCGAAAAGCAACACUUCGACAUGAUAAAUGAGCGAAUCGUCGAUGAUGUUUCAAUGGAAGUUUUCUAUAAACCGCACAGUAUUACACUGCUUCUCGUCCUUUCCAUCGGAUUGUUCUACAAAGCGUUCAAUGAAGAUUCGACGAGUAAUACUGAGAAAAAUAUUAUUGAUGGAUUUAUGGGAAUGCUCGCACUUUUUCUAAUGAUUAGCGCGUUAACUUUUCCAAAUGGCCCAUUUAUCCGGCCACAUCCAGUAGUGUGGAGAAUCAUUUUUGGACUUUCCGUAGUUUAUGUCCUGAUUCUUCAAUUUGCUCUUUUCCAAACUCAUGAUGACUUGAAAAAAUUGCUGACUUGGUUGGAUCCAGUGGGUCUCGGACAGAAGAAGCUCGAAGAGAAAGAAUACGCGCAAGAUUGUUGGAAUUUUUCGUUUGAGAAAAUCAUGAGCCAUGUCGACUUCUUCGCAUUCUCCCAUUUCGUCGGAUGGGUCAUGAAAGCUGUCCUUAUUAGGCAUUGGGUUCUCAGUUGGUAUAUUUCAAUUAUCUGGGAGUUCACUGAAUUAAUGUUCAUGGCACUGCUUCCAAACUUCGCCGAAUGUUGGUGGGAUGCGAUCAUCCUCGACGUUCUUAUUUGCAAUGGCUUGGGAAUUUAUUGCGGUAUGAAAUUUUGCAAAUUCUUGCAAAUGCGCAUCUACCAUUGGGAAAGUGUGAGAAAUAUAAAAUCUCGCCGCGGAAAGAUGAAGCGGCUUGCUCUUCAAUUUACUCCAGCGAGCUGGUCCCAAUUCGAAUGGUGCUACAGUAACUCCUUUGGACAAGCUGUCAAGAGAACAAUCACAUUGACAGUCUUUGUGUUAUUUUGGCUGAUUUCCGAGCUUAACACCUUCUUCAUAAAACAUAUCUUCGCCAUCGAUACUCAACAUCCGGUGGUAUUCUGGAGAAUCAUUCUUAUCGGAUGCAUCGCCGCGCCAACAAUUCGGCAAUUCUACGUCUAUGCUACCGAUCCGCUGACUCGCCGAGUCGGAAUGCAAUGCUGGAUCUUCGUACUAAUCUGCGUUCUAGAAAUGGCCGUUUGCGUCAAGUGCGCCCGCGAGCUUUUCCUCCAAAUUGAUUUGAGCAACAUCGCAAUCUGGCUUUCAACUAUUAUUAUCACUACAAUUUUCUGCAUUUUUGUUUCAAUCUGGUAUGCCGAGAAGUUUGAGAAGACCGAACGGGUUUUGGUGAAAGGUCGCCGCCGAUUGUGCUAUUUGGAAUCCUCCCAUGAAAACUUGGGAAUACUUCAAGACGACGUCGUCAAACGACGAAAAGAGUACCUCAGUAAAAGUCCCUCCUUCCGAUGA